Molecule: messenger RNA, 745 nt
Organism: Maylandia zebra (zebra mbuna)
Lineage: Eukaryota; Metazoa; Chordata; Actinopteri; Cichliformes; Cichlidae
Product: cocaine- and amphetamine-regulated transcript protein
Biological process (GO): negative regulation of appetite; adult feeding behavior; G protein-coupled receptor signaling pathway
Molecular function (GO): neuropeptide hormone activity
Source: RefSeq, a predicted model, not a curated record
UCUACUGGAAAAGAGCUCCACCCGCUGAAGAGAAGGACUCCUCCUUUAUGUGUCUGAACACAAUGGUCAGUGCGCGGACUCUCCUCCUCGCGGUCACCUGCUGCUACGCCUACCUGUACCUCGUUCGCGCAGAGGACUCCUCACUGGAGACGCGCUCACUGGAUUUCACCCUGAAAACUCAACAAGAGAAAGACUUGAUUGACGCAUUGCAAGAAGUUCUGGAGAAGCUGAGGAGCAAAGAGAUGCCCUUGGAGAAAAAGCAUGGAUGGUUACCUUCGUGUGACGCAGGGGAGCCGUGCGCCGUGCGUAAAGGCGCACGUAUUGGCACGCUGUGUAGCUGUCCACGGGGGACUACUUGUAACUUCUAUGUUCUGAAAUGUUUGUGAUGAGGAAAAAAAAAGAUAACAGAAGUACAAGAAAUAACGAGUUCAGGGCUGAUAAAAAAAGAUGAAUGUGAGAAAUGACAGGAAGGUCUGCUUCUACUGUUCAAUACAUUUGUGAUAGAAAAUAAAAUGCUGUAGAAUGUGACUUUUUUUUUUGCCUUUAUAAACAUUGACUGUUAUGAAUAAGAGUUUUUGUGAGUCUGUCGUUUUAAUUUUUAUUUCUCUCGUCCGUGUUAAUUAUUGUGUCACAUCAUUGUGUUAAUCAUUGCGGCAUCUUGUGGAAGACUUUUUUUGGUCAUAAUAUUUUACUAUAUUUAUUUCUUUUCCCCUGAUUGUUGGAAAUACCGCACAGUUAGUUUAUA